Messenger RNA from Lepus europaeus (European hare), 1216 nucleotides. RefSeq names its product growth associated protein 43 (gene GAP43). Gene Ontology annotation, cellular component: plasma membrane; postsynaptic density; cytoplasm. The record is from RefSeq and is a predicted model, not a curated record. Gene Ontology annotation, molecular function: phosphatidylinositol phosphate binding; phosphatidylserine binding; lysophosphatidic acid binding. Bases 36 to 743 code for a protein of 235 amino acids. The transcript has 3 exons. Gene Ontology annotation, biological process: regulation of growth; tissue regeneration; axon choice point recognition. Lineage: Eukaryota; Metazoa; Chordata; Mammalia; Lagomorpha; Leporidae.
GAGAAGGCAGGAAGAAGGCAAGGGACGAUACAACCAUGCUGUGCUGUAUGAGAAGAACCAAACAGGUUGAAAAAAAUGAUGAGGACCAAAAGAUUGAACAAGAUGGUAUCAAACCAGAAGACAAAGCUCACAAGGCCGCCACCAAAAUUCAGGCUAGCUUCCGCGGACACAUAACAAGGAAAAAGCUCAAAGGCGAGAAGAAGGGUGACGCCCAGGCGGCCGAGGCCGAGGAGAAGAAGGAAGAAGCCCCUGCCGCUGACGGGGUGGAGAAGAAGGAGGGAGAAGGCUCGGCUGCCACUGAAGCGGCCCCAGGCUCUGGCGCCAAGGCUGACGAGACGGGCAAAGCAGGAGAAACUGCUCCUGAGGAGAAGAAGGCCGAGGGAGCCGCUGAUGCUGCCACCGAGCAGGCAGCCCCCCAGGCUCCUGCGCCCUCGGAGGAAAAGGCCGGCUCUGCGGAGACAGAAAGUGCCACUAAAGCCGCCCCUGAUAACUCGCCGUCCUCCAAGGCUGAAGAUGCCGCAGCCAAGGAGGAGCCUAAACAAGCCGACGUGCCUGCUGCUGUCACUGCUGCUGCCGCCACCACUCCUGCUGCAGAAGAGGCUGCCGCCCAGCCUCCCACGGAGACUGCGGAGAGCAGCCAAGCCGAAGAGAAGAUAGAAGCUGUAGAUGAAACCAAACCUAAGGAAAGUGCCCGGCAGGAUGAGGGUAAAGAAGAAGGCGAGGCCGACCAAGAACAUGCCUGAACUCUAAGAACGGCUUUCCUCGUCCCUCCCCUCCCCUCUCCUGAGCCCUGUCUCUCCCACCCUCUUCUCAACUCCACUCUGAAGUCUCCCUUCCUGUCCUGCUCACGUCUGUGAGUCUGUCCUCUCCUACCCGCUAGCCCUCUUUCUCUCUGUGUGGCAAACAUUUAAAAAAAAAAAAAAGCAGGAAAGAUCCCAAGUCAAACAGUGUGGCUUAAAAAUUUUUCGUUUCUUGGUGUUGUUAUGGCGAGUUUUUGGUAAUGAUGAUCCAAUCAUUUUGGGAAAUUCUUGCACUGUAUCCAAGUUUUUUGAUCUGGUGCGUGUGGCCCUGUGGGAGUCCACUUUCCUCUCUAUCUCUCUGUUCCAAGUGUGUGUGCAAUGUUCCGUUCAUCUGAGGAGUCCAAAAUAUUGAGUGAAUUCAAAACCAUUUUUGUUUUCUUCCUUUUCAAUGUGAUGGAAUGAACAAAAAGGAAAAA